Messenger RNA from Elephantulus edwardii (Cape elephant shrew), 267 nucleotides. RefSeq names its product centromere protein W (gene CENPW). Bases 1 to 267 code for a protein of 88 amino acids. Gene Ontology annotation, cellular component: kinetochore; nucleoplasm. Gene Ontology annotation, molecular function: protein heterodimerization activity; DNA binding. NCBI's taxonomy places the organism in Eukaryota, Metazoa, Chordata, Mammalia, Macroscelidea, Macroscelididae. Gene Ontology annotation, biological process: mitotic cell cycle; kinetochore assembly; chromosome segregation. The record is from RefSeq and is a predicted model, not a curated record. The transcript has 3 exons.
AUGCCAUCCUCGACCACCAUCCCCCAGAAGAAGAAGGUAAAGCGAAAGGCCCCCCGAGGUUUUCUAAAACGCGUUGUGAAGCUACAGAAGCCUGACCUUCGUCUGGAGAAAAAUGGCGACUUAUUGAUUCAUCUGAACUGUUUACUGUUUCUUCAUCGAUUAGCUGAAGAGUCCAGGAUAAAUGCUUGUGAGAAUAAGUGUGGAAUAAUUAAUAGAGAGCAUAUCCUGCGUGCAGCAAAGGUAAUUCUAAAGAAGAGCAAAGGUUAG